Messenger RNA from Acipenser ruthenus (sterlet), 2027 nucleotides. Its product is annotated as protein lin-37 homolog. The coding region runs from base 233 to 970 and encodes 245 amino acids. NCBI's taxonomy places the organism in Eukaryota, Metazoa, Chordata, Actinopteri, Acipenseriformes, Acipenseridae. The transcript has 10 exons. Gene Ontology annotation, cellular component: transcription repressor complex; Myb complex. The record is from RefSeq and is a predicted model, not a curated record. Gene Ontology annotation, biological process: negative regulation of transcription by RNA polymerase II.
UUGACGAAUGGGGGAGAGGUUUCUGUGUUGCGCGCGGAAGAGGAAAGUCCGUUACCGGAGCUGUUCCGAAGUUGAAAUUUUUGUGAGCUGGUAAAUGUAAACAAAGAGAAGGGUUUUCUUUUUUUAUCGUUUAUUUCUUGAAAGAUUUAAUUUUUCUUUAUCAUACAAACACCAGAAUAACAUUAUCAAAGAGUUUUAUGAUUGCUGAGGUUGAGGACAAGUUAGAGUCGCAAUGCUGCAAGUGAAAAUUAAAACAGAAAAACCAGAUCUGGAAGCAGUAAGCGCUCGAAACCGGCUGGAUGCUGUCCUGCAGUGCCUGGUGGAGAAGAGUGACAGUGAGAGGGACCAGACGGAGGAGGAAGCUGGGAAAAUGGCUGCAGAUUCACACACCAAGGAUCUUUCUCCUUCUUCGUCUGGAAAGCGCCCUUCCGCAAGGUUCCCCCACCAUCGCAGGAAGAAGCGCAAGGAGAUGGACGAUGGCAUGACAGAAGGCAGCCAGCACAAGCCGAACGCCUACAUCAUCAAGCUGUUUGACCGCAGCGUGGACCUGGCGCAGUUCAGCGAUGGCACCCCGCUCUACCCCAUCUGCCGGGCCUGGAUGAGGAACAGCCCCUCAGUGAGGGAGCGAGCGCGCUCCCCCAGCCCUGCGGAGGGACUGAUGGAGGAGGAGGUGUCCGACCUGCUGAAUCAAAAAGCUCGGAAUGUCUACCGGAUGCCCGCCCCCACCUCCUGCUCCGUGAACUCCUCGGGGGAGCCAGUGAACCUGCGCAUCCCGCCUCCACUGCCCUUCACUGAGACACCUCUCCUGAACACGACCUCCGAGUCCUCGCCGGCUCCCUCUGCUCUGCUGUGCAGCCACAUGCAGCGCUGGAAGAAGAUCAGGCAGAGGUGGAAGGACUCAUCCAACAAGAACCAGCUGCGUUAUUCUGAGAGCAUGAAAAUCCUGAAAGACAUGAACGAGCGGCAGUGACUCCUCUGUGGAGCCGGCUCUGUGCAGACAGGCUCUCCCAGCUGAGGGGAGCGCGGGGGCUGGUCUGCGGGCUCUCCCAGCUCAGCCUGUCUGCACAGAGGGGAGCGCGGGGGCUGGUCUGCGGGCUCUCCCAGCUCAGCCUGUCUGCACAGAGGGGAGCGCGGGGGCUGGUCUGCGGGCUGUCCCAGCUCAGCCUGUCUGCACAGAGGGGAGCGCGGGGGCUGGUCUGCGGGCUCUCCCAGCUGAGCCUGUCUGCACAGAGGGGAGCGCAGGGGCUGGUCUGCGGGCUCUCCCAGCUCAGCCUGUCUGCACAGAGGGGAGCGCGGGGGCUGGUCUGCGGGCUCUCCCAGCUCAGCCUGUCUGCACAGAGGGGAGCGCGGGGGCUGGUCUGCGUGCUCUUCCAGCUCAGCCUGUCUGCACAGAGGGGAGCGCGGGGGCUGGUCUGCAGGCUCUCCCAGCUGAGCCUGUGCACAGAGGGGAGCGCGGGGGCUGGUGAGGUCACUGUUCUCACUGCUUUCUCAAGGAUGAAUGUUCUUUUUUUUCCGUCGUUUCUGCGUCACCAGUCAUAACCUCUCCGUCCCUGAAGAUCCUUUGCUGGUGUGCAGUGGCUUACCUGGCUGUGGUAGAGAUCGCUGGGCUUGUGCUUCGGUUCUGCUCUCAAUGUCUGCAGUGAUUUACUCGCGUUUUUAAAGUUUUGCAUUUGUAUAAUUCAUCUUAAAAUCCGAAUUUGUUUUGUAUUUGAAAGUGGACCGCCUACCCAAAACGUUCCUGCCAGGACUUGAACCUGAAGCGGGUCCCGAAGCAUCUAAAUAGCGCUACUUGGGUAAUCAAACGGAUCUAAUAUUAAGCAAUAUUCAUGACUGGCUGCACCCACAGCACAUGGAGUCUUUACAGACGGACCGGACUUCUCUAUCUCAGCUGUCCUUUUGUAUCCUUACUGUAUUAUACAAGGAAACACGGUAAAAAAAAUUAAUUAUUUGCUGUUGUUGUUAUUGUCACAGUUGCCUUUUUAAAAUGGUGUUCCGUGUACUGUGAAUAAAGGAGUAGAUAACGCUGG